Fulmarus glacialis (Northern fulmar) is the source of this 2048-nucleotide messenger RNA. It is a transcript of the gene FCHSD2, whose product is annotated as FCH and double SH3 domains 2. Gene Ontology annotation, biological process: neuromuscular synaptic transmission; regulation of actin filament polymerization. The transcript is spliced from 10 exons. Gene Ontology annotation, molecular function: protein binding. NCBI's taxonomy places the organism in Eukaryota, Metazoa, Chordata, Aves, Procellariiformes, Procellariidae. The record is from RefSeq and is a predicted model, not a curated record. The annotation marks the transcript as partial. Gene Ontology annotation, cellular component: recycling endosome; neuromuscular junction.
AGUCGACAACUGGAAUCGGAAACUGGAACAACUGAAGAGCACAGCCUCAACAAAGAGGCUCGGAAAUGGGCUACGCGGGUAGCCCGUGAGCACAAAAACAUCAUCCACAGUCAACGGACACUUGAAGAGCUAGAGUGCCAUGGGCCUGUGAUGUCUGAGCAAACCCGAGCAGAACUGGAGCAGAAAAUAGAUGAAGCAAGAGAGAGUAUUCGCAAGGCUGAGAUAAUUAAGCUGAAAGCAGAAGCCCGUCUUGAUCUGCUGAAGCAGAUCGGUGUGUCUGUGGAUACGUGGCUAAAAAGCGCAAUGAACCAAGUGAUGGAAGAACUGGAAAACGAACGCUGGGCCAGCCUGCCUUCAGUGACCAACAAUGGCUCUUCACACCUGAUUAAUGCUGAUGCAGAAAAGGAAGAAGGUGAAGAGUUUGAAGACAGUAUGGAUGUUUUUGAUGACAGUAGUUCUAGUCCUUCUGGUACUCUAAGAAAUUAUCCUCUCACCUGCAAAGUUGUUUAUUCAUAUAAGGCUUCUCAGCCAGAUGAAUUGACCAUAGAGGAACAUGAGGUGUUGGAAGUUAUUGAAGACGGAGAUAUGGAAGACUGGGUAAAGGCACGGAACAAAGCGGGUCAAGUGGGUUAUGUGCCAGAGAAGUACCUGCAGUUCCCGACAUCCAGCAGUCUGCUGAGUAUGCUACAGUCCCUUGCGGCACUGGAUAGUCGAUCACACACCUCAAAUAACUCCACUGAGGCUGACUUAGUCUCAGGCAGCCUGAAUGGAGACUCCAGUGUCUGUUUUGUAAAAGCACUUUAUGAUUACGAGGGCCAGACAGAUGAUGAGCUGUCCUUCCCGGAAGGAGCGAUCAUCCGCAUCUUGAACAAGGAAAAUCAAGAUGAUGAUGGCUUUUGGGAAGGAGAAUUCAACGGACGCGUUGGGGUGUUCCCAUCAGUAUUAGUUGAAGAGCUUACGGCCUCAGAAAAUGGAGAGACUCAGUGGAUUGGAGAUAUUCAGGUAUCCCCAACUCCGAAGCCUAAUAACGCCCUUCCACCGCUGCCACUGUAUGACCAGCCUCCCACUAGUCCCUACCACAGUCCAGAUAAAAGAGGUUCUCAGUACUUCCCCAGAUCACCGUCAACUAACGAAAACAGCUUCAGUUCAGAGUCCCCUGGAUUCUCACAGCCUCCGCGAAUUCCUCCCGAAACUUCAUACGGCAAACUGCGACCUGUGCGAGCAGCUCCACCACCCCCUACACAGCAUCACCGCCGGACAACAGAGAAGAUAGAGGACGUGGAAAUUACUCUGGUGUAAUGAUUGGACUAGUUAAGUAGUAGUGCUACAAUCAAGACCAAACGUGGUAUUUGGUCAAUCUUGUUUUUAGGCACCUUUGCAUGAUGAAGACUUAAUAGAGCAAGAGAUAGGGAGGAUUCUAUGUGGCAGUGACGUGGUGGAUUCCUUCCCACAGUCAUGAAUAUUUUGUGCCUUUUUUUUGUUUUGAUUUCUAUACAUCAUUCUUCCUCUCUUAGCACAAACCAAGACGGGCCAAACAGCGAGCAGAGGAUUGCCUUGGAGCAGGUUUCUCUCUUGGCUGAAGAUGGUCAAUUUUUAUACGGAGGCUGAGGAAAGAGCCUCAUUCAUGCAACUUAGUCAUAGCGUACUUCCAUCACGUGCAUUAGUACAGUAUAUUACUGUUGCCAUAGGAAUGUGUUAAAGAUUGUCAAUUCUUCAAGUAGCAUUACUUGUCUGAUUAGCUAUUAAUCAGAUCUUGCGGAAUGAAAAAGGGAACUGAAAAAUAAGUAUAAGGAGAGGCUGGCUCCUCUUUAAUCCCCUUGCAGAAAGGAAGAAACAGGAAAAUAAUCUUAUAGAUAAGGAAAACUGAUGCAGAUCAUAUGGCGUUAAUUACAUUAAUGCACACCUCUUCAAUAAUUAACAGUUAAACAGAACUAAAUGUUCUUUGUAUUAAUAUUUAUGCAGUACAUUUAGUAAUAGAGUAUCUAAUAUGGAGGUGCUGAAUUAGUAGCAACAUCUUGUUCCAUAGCAUAAACCAACUGGUAGAAGAG